GGGCGUGACCACGCGGCCGGCGGAAGUGGAGCCCUUCGCUAGGGCGCGGGACCUCCCAGGGCCCGCGAGAAAGCCGGACUAUAAGGGCGGGGUCUGGCCACGGAUGGGCACGCGGGCGAGCAGCGGAGAGCAGCACGCGGACUCUCGAAGCAUCGGAGACACGGUGCAGCGGCGGCAGAUAAAGGAGGCGGCUCGCGGCCCGGCGGCCAGCGCAGAGAGCAUGAUGGCAAGGCAGGUGGCUCUGAGCCGGACCCAGGUGUGCGGGAUCCUGCGGGAAGAGCUGUACCAGGGCGAUGCCUUCCAUCAGGCGGAUACGCAUAUCUUUAUCAUCAUGGGUGCAUCGGGUGACCUGGCCAAGAAGAAGAUCUACCCCACCAUCUGGUGGCUGUUCCGGGAUGGCCUCUUGCCUGAAGACACCUACAUCGUGGGCUAUGCCCGCUCCCGCCUCACAGUGGCUGACAUCCGCAAGCAGAGCGAGCCCUUCUUCAAAGCUGCCUCGGAGGAGAAGCACAAACUGGAGGAGUUCUUUGCCCGCAACUCCUACGUGGCCGGCCAGUACGACGACGCAGCCUCCUACGAGCGCCUCAACAGCCACAUGAACGCUCUCCACCAGGGGCCACAGGCCAACCGCCUGUUCUACCUGGCCUUGCCGCCCACUGUCUAUGAGGCUGUCACCAAGAACAUCCACGAAAACUGCAUGAGCCAGACAGGCUGGAAUCGCAUCAUCGUGGAGAAGCCCUUCGGGAGAGACCUGCAGAGCUCCGACCGGCUGUCCAACCACAUCGCCUCCCUGUUCCAUGAGGACCAGAUCUACCGCAUCGACCACUACCUGGGCAAGGAGAUGGUCCAGAACCUUAUGGUGCUGAGGUUUGCCAACAGGAUCUUCGGCCCCAUCUGGAACCGAGACAACAUCGCCUGUGUCAUUCUCACCUUCAAAGAGCCCUUUGGCACUGAGGGUCGUGGGGGCUACUUCGAUGAAUUUGGAAUCAUCCGGGAUGUGAUGCAGAACCAUCUCCUGCAGAUGCUGUGUCUGGUGGCCAUGGAGAAGCCCGCCUCCACCCACUCGGACGACGUCCGUGAUGAGAAGGUCAAGGUGUUGAAAUGUAUCUCAGAGGUGCAGGCGAGCAACGUGGUCCUGGGCCAGUACGUGGGGAACCCCAACGGAGAGGGAGAGGCCACCAAAGGGUACCUGGAUGACCCCACGGUGCCCCGUGGGUCCACCACGGCCACCUUUGCGGCCGUCGUCCUCUACGUGGAGAACGAGCGCUGGGAAGGGGUGCCCUUCAUCCUGCGCUGCGGCAAAGCCCUGAACGAGCGCAAGGCCGAGGUGCGCCUGCAGUUCCGCGACGUGGCCGGGGACAUCUUCCGACAGCAGUGCAAGCGCAACGAGCUGGUGAUCCGCGUGCAGCCCAAUGAGGCCGUGUACACCAAGAUGAUGACCAAGAAGCCUGGCAUGUUCUUCAACCCCGAGGAGUCGGAGCUGGACCUGACCUACGGCAACAGAUACAAGAAUGUGAAGCUCCCCGACGCCUACGAGCGCCUCAUCCUGGACGUCUUCUGUGGGAGCCAGAUGCACUUCGUGCGCAGUGACGAGCUGCGGGAGGCCUGGCGGAUCUUCACUCCUCUGCUGCACCAGAUCGAACGCGAGAAGGCCCAGCCCAUCCCCUACGUCUACGGCAGCCGCGGCCCCGUGGAGGCAGACGAGCUGAUGAAGAGGGUGGGCUUCCAGUACGAGGGCACCUACAAGUGGGUGAACCCGCACAAGCUCUGACCCUGUGCCGGGCCCGCCCCCGCCCCGCCUCUCCGUGCUCCCCCGCCGCCCCCCCCCCCCGCCGCCGCCCCCC
Messenger RNA from Kogia breviceps (pygmy sperm whale), 1844 nucleotides. RefSeq names its product glucose-6-phosphate dehydrogenase (gene G6PD). Gene Ontology annotation, cellular component: cytosol. Gene Ontology annotation, molecular function: NADP binding; glucose-6-phosphate dehydrogenase activity. Gene Ontology annotation, biological process: pentose-phosphate shunt, oxidative branch; glucose metabolic process. The record is from RefSeq and is a predicted model, not a curated record. Lineage: Eukaryota; Metazoa; Chordata; Mammalia; Artiodactyla; Physeteridae.